This is a messenger RNA of Lepus europaeus (European hare), 2018 nucleotides long. RefSeq names its product probable ATP-dependent RNA helicase DDX60. The transcript is spliced from 16 exons. The record is from RefSeq and is a predicted model, not a curated record. Lineage: Eukaryota; Metazoa; Chordata; Mammalia; Lagomorpha; Leporidae. The coding region runs from base 71 to 2008 and encodes 645 amino acids. Gene Ontology annotation, molecular function: nucleic acid binding; ATP binding. Gene Ontology annotation, cellular component: cytoplasm.
CUCUGGAAUCAAAAGACUAGAAGAUUUUCUCCAGAUAUGUGCUGUUAAAUCUGUAAAAUUUAUUGCAGAAAUGGUUGGAUUGGAUGCCUGUUUCAAAUUAUGGAAAGAAUGCUGUCUAAAACCAGAAGCAGAAUCCAAAGAUAUAAAUGUGGUAAUUCAGAUGAUGAAGAGGAUUCACAUACUGCACGAGAAAUACUCAGAGUUGUUACAGAAAACACACAGGCAAAAAUUAGCCAAAUAUCUAAAAUAUAUCGGUUUUGACAACUUGGCACACACGUUAUGUCCUCAGGGGAAGGAGUCAGGUGCUGAGAAGGAUAUUUAUAAAUACUCAGUUCACAUGGGAGCAGCUCGGUUUCAGUUAACGCACAUGGGCCCUUACUUGUUUCGAGAAGAAAGAAGUGGUCCAGAUCCCCGGGUGCAUCAUUUUAUACCAGACACGUGGCAGAGGGAACUCCUGGAUGUCAUAGAUAACAAUGAGUCGGCUGUGAUUGUUGCUCCAACCUCAUCAGGGAAAACCUACGCCUCCUACUACUGCAUGGGGAAAGUCCUACAGGAGAGUGAUGAUGGAGUGGUCGUGUACAUUGCACCCACAAAGGCUCUGGUUAACCAAGUGGUGGGAACUGUCUACAAUUUGUUUACUAAAGCACUGCCAAAAGGCUCAGUGGUGUGUGGAGUUUUCACGAGGGAUUACCGCCACGACACCUUGAACUGUCAGAUAUUAGUAACAGUGCCUCAGUGUUUGGAAGUACUCUUGCUAUCACCUCAUUAUCAGAAAUGGACAGAAAGAAUACGAUAUGUCAUAUUUGAUGAGGUUCACUGCCUUGGGGGAGAAGUUGGAGCAGAAGUGUGGGAACAUCUCCUUGUUAUGAUUCGUUGUCCCUUUUUGGCCCUUUCUGCUAUUAUCAGUAACCCUGAGCAUCUCACUGAGUGGUUGGCGUUAGUUAAAGGAUAUUGGCAACGUGUUGAAAGCACAAUGGAAAAUGCUGAUCCAUCAAGAAAUGCCUUAAAAAGCUCAAAGAGACAACAACGAGCAAGAGUAGGAAAGCCAUCGUACAAAGUUAGACUGGUGUGGUACAAAGAACGAUACAACGAUCUAGAAAAGUAUGUGUGUUCUCUAAAGGAUAACGAUUUUGUCAUUGCACACUACCACCCGUGCGCUGCGCUCACAGUCAACCAUAUAGAGAAGUAUGGAGUCCCUGCAGACCUUCAGUUUUCUCCUCGGGAAAGCAUACUUCUGUAUGAUGCUAUGGUACACAUUUGGCCAGAACGGUCAAGAAUGCAGGAGUUAGAACCUGAAGAAUUCAGCUGCUUUAAAAAUAAAGUAGUCAUCAUGAGGACAGAUGCCAAGAAAUAUGAAGAGGAACUGAAAAAGGAAAUGCUUAGUUGGAUGCAGCUGGACCCAGGCAAGGUGAAUCAGCUACUGCAGUACCUUAAGCCUCAAACUUUUGACAGUGCAAGGAUUGAAAAGGAACGAAUGUUUCCUUGUUUUGUGGAAAAACUUAAAGAAAUGGAUAGGCUACCAGCAAUAUUUUUUUCAUUCAACAUUCACUCAGUGGAAUGGUCAGCUUCACGCCUUCUUACUAAUAGGUUGACGAGACAAUAUACUCAUAGUCACAACUCUGAAGGAGAGAAGAACUUAAACAGGAAACUGGAGAAAGCGAUUAAGUCUCAAAGGAGAACGUACGCUGCUUAUUUACAUUCAAAUUCAACUGCUCGAAUUCAAAGAUUGAUUUUAUGGGACGCUGAAAUAAAGGAAAUAAAGAAGAGUCUUAAAAAGAGUAAAGAAGUUCCUCCGGACUGUACUUAUGUUGAUCGAGCAGGUGUGGAUAGCGAGACUUUCAGGAAGAUUGUAUCCAGGCUGAGAUGGACAAGAGGAGGCUCCGGUCUGAUCAGGCUGUUACAGCGGGGCAUUGGCUACCACCAUGGUUUAAUGGAGUACAAACAGAGACAAGUUGUUGAGACCCUUUUCAGACUGAAGCACGUCAAGAUGAGGAGCACAUCUCACUAGCAAACGGCAG